This is a messenger RNA of Acanthochromis polyacanthus (spiny chromis), 2217 nucleotides long. RefSeq names its product copine-3-like. Lineage: Eukaryota; Metazoa; Chordata; Actinopteri; Pomacentridae. Gene Ontology annotation, cellular component: plasma membrane. Gene Ontology annotation, biological process: ERBB2 signaling pathway; cellular response to calcium ion. The coding region runs from base 225 to 1868 and encodes 547 amino acids. The transcript has 16 exons. Gene Ontology annotation, molecular function: calcium-dependent phospholipid binding; receptor tyrosine kinase binding. The record is from RefSeq and is a predicted model, not a curated record.
AAAAAAUCGAACUUUCUGUAAUAAAACUGUAAGAAAAAUAACUUAGAAGUGGACCGACGGUAGCGAACGAAAGCUGUUGGCUGGGCGGCGCAGUGCUGAGUUCGGGCUCCACCCCCGGAUUCUUCCAGCUGUUCUUGUCAGAUAAACAUUACGUCCUCAUGUACGGCCAGAGGAAGGAGUGAAACUGCCUAUUUCUCAACACCUGAGCAGUACAACCAGCUGCCAUGGCCACAGGUGGGGCCCCGAUGCCAGGGGCCACGCAAAUGGCCACGAAGGUGGAGCUGACUAUCUCCUGUGAAAACCUCAUGGACAUGGAUGUUUUCUCCAAGUCUGACCCUCUGUGUGCCUUGUAUAUCAACAGUACCGGGUCCCACUGGUAUGAGUUUGGCCGCACAGAGAUGAUCCUGAACUGCCUGAAUCCGAAGUUUGCCAAGAAGUUUGUUCUUGACUACUAUUUCGAGAUGGUGCAGAGAUUAAAGUUUUGCGUGUACGACAUUGACAAUGACACCUACGACCUUGGCGAUGAUGAUUUUCUGGGGGAGCUUGAGUGCACCCUGGGUCAGAUUGUUUCUAACAGGCAAAUGACGCGACCUUUGAGGCUGAAGAACAAUAGACCUGCAGGGCGUGGGACAAUCACAAUCUCUGCUGAAGAAAUAACAGACAACAGAGUGGCAAGCUUUGAAGUGGCGGCCCGUAGGCUGGACAAAAAGUAUUUGUGGUGGUCCGACCCUUUCCUGGAAUUCUACAAGCUGACAGAAACUGGAUGGCAGCUGGCUCACAGGACAGAGGUCAUGUACAACAACCUUAACCCAGUGUGGACACCGUUCCGCAUCUCACUGCGAUCUCUGUGUGGAGGAGAUGUGGAGAAGCCCAUAAAGGUUGAGUGUUAUGACCAUCGUUACAAUGGCUCCCAUGCCCUCAUUGGGACCUUUAAGACCACACUAGCAGAGAUGCAAGUGGGAACACACCUCUGCCCGGCUGAGUUUGAAUGGAUCCACCCCAGAAAGCAAACAAAGAAAAACUACCAAAACUCUGGGGUCCUUUGUGUCAAGCGCUGCCAGGUGGAGAAGGAGUACACCUUCCUGGAUUACAUUAUGGGGGGUUGUCAGAUCAACUUCACUAUUGCCAUCGACUUCACAGGCUCAAACGGGGAUCCCAAGUCUCCUCAGUCGCUCCACUACAUCAACCCUGAGGGCUAUAAUGAGUACCUGACAGCCAUCUGGGCGGUGGGAAAUGUCAUCCAGGACUAUGACAGCAAUAAGAUGUUUCCCGUGUUUGGUUUUGGAGCUCAGGUCCCUCCAACCUGGCAGGUUUCCCACGAGUUUCCGGUCAACUUCAAUCCAUCCAAUCCAUUCUGUCCAGGCAUAGAGGGUGUGGUGGAUGCUUAUCAGAAGUGUUUACGUCAGCUGAAGCUCUGGGGUCCCACCAACUUCUCUCCAGUCAUCAAACACGUUUCCUGCUUCGCCAGACAGGCUCUCUAUCAGAAUAUGGCCUCACAAUACUACGUGCUGCUCAUCAUCACAGAUGGAGUGAUCACAGACAUGGACCAGACACGUGCUGCGAUUGUGGAGGCCUCUCGUCUGCCCAUGUCCAUCAUCAUUGUGGGCGUUGGUGGGGCAGACUUCAGUGCAAUGGAGUUCCUCGACAGCGACGACAAACUGCUGCGCUCGCCUUUUGGUGACGUCGCUGCGAGAGACAUCGUGCAGUUUGUGCCCUUCAGAGAAUUCCAAGGCAGCAGCGUGGCCCUUGCCCAAAGCGUGCUGGCAGAGCUUCCAGAUCAAGUGGCAUCCUUCUUCAAUUCUUACAAGCUGAAACCUCCAAGGGGUCCCGAUGACGCUGGACCACCUGAGUAUAGCACGUUAACCUAACCCUCCUAUGUUUUCUCUGUCUGCCUCUGGCCUCUUUCUACAUUUAAUGCAUGGAUGGGUGAAAAUCAACGCCAUAAAUUGUCGUCUGUGUUCCACGAAUGUAAGGAAAAAGACACUGAAAACACUACUAACCUGAAAUCUGUGAAUGGAUUUGUGAGUAAUGUUGAACAUUUUACUUUACCUGUUUUGAAGUUCAUAAACAAAGUGUUGCUGUGACCAAGAGACAUAACAGCUUAUGUAACGCAUGAUAAUGGUAAACAAUCACAAUGUACUCUGUUCUUCAAAUGUAUCACUUGAUGUAUUCAGAUGACUUUGUGAAUAAAUUCCUCAUAUCUUGUAUAAAAAUGUA